AUGAGAUUAGACUAUGCUCCCAAGGCGCCUGAAGGCCUCGGCGCAGAGGAAGAGCAGAUUUACGAUCGAAUCCGAGCUCGCAGAGCACCAGGCGAGCUGUUGCCCCUUGACUUGGCCCUGCUGCAUACGCCUAAAAUGGCAGAUGGCUGGAACAGUUUGCUGGGCGCCGUGCGCACGAAAGGAUGUCUCUCAGAUGAUCUUCGCGAGAUUGCCAUCUGUCGGCCUGCCAUAAUCAACCGUGCCUGGUUUGAGUGGGCGCAUCAUGCACCGCUCUUGACGGCGACUCCAGGCUUUACCGAGGAACAAUACGCCGUGGUCAAGCAGCCUGAGCCCAAGGAACAGGGUCCCCUGACCGACAAGCAAUGGGCCGUCCUUCGCUACAGUGACGCUAUGACGAAGACCAUCUCCGUUCCUGACGAUAUCUUUGAAGGACUGCAGAAGGCUGGGUUUACCGACCGAGAGAUUGUCGAAAUCACUCUUACUUGUGCGGCUUAUAACAUGGUCAGCCGGUUUCUGGUCGCUUUGAACGUAGGGGAAGCCAAUGGGGAGGUGCCAGAUGCCUUGAAGGCACAUUUUGGAGAGAAGCCAUGA
Molecule: messenger RNA, 591 nt
Organism: Fonsecaea monophora
Lineage: Eukaryota; Fungi; Ascomycota; Eurotiomycetes; Chaetothyriales; Herpotrichiellaceae
Exons: 2
Coding region: 1-591 (196 amino acids)
Source: RefSeq, a predicted model, not a curated record